GGGUCUCCUAAUCCGGUAAGCAGUUUUUAAGGGCAGUAUUAACAUACUUAGCGCUCCUUGUUUUAGGUUUUUUUAUUAAUUAAUUAAUGUUAAUACUAUAAUUAAAUUUUAAUUAAUUACUCCAUAGUUGGCUUUAUUAUUGAGAUCAUAGGGAUUUAUAAUAUCAUUAUAUUGUUAGUUAUAGUAUAUUGGCAUUAAUAAAGUGUCUAUAGUGUAAUUGAAGCUUUCUAUUUUAAAAGCAUUUCUAUUUUAAAUACUAAUCCGUACAAGACUACAAGACGUCUUAUAAUAUAACUAAAUGAAUUAAAAAUUAAAACGACUAUCGAAACAAAAUUUCCAAUAUAUUUUGAAAGAGAUAGGAAAAGAAAAAAAGAAAAAAAAAAAAAAAAAAGUCCAUCAAAUAUAGCUUCUUCUCUAAUUAGUUUGUCCUUGCUCAUUAUCAAAAGCUGCUCAUCAACUCUUAUAACAAAAUGGGGAGAGGAAAAAUUGUGAUAAAAAGGAUUGACAAUGCAACAAGUAGACAAGUAACCUUCUCAAAACGAAGAAGUGGAUUGCUUAAGAAAGCUCGAGAAUUAUCAGUCUUGUGCGAUGCAGAAGUUGGAGCAAUUAUCUUUUCUAGCACCGGAAAACUCUAUGACUUUGCAAGCACCAACAUGAAAAUGGUGAUUGAAAGAUACAACAAAAUGAAGGAAGAGAACAACCACCAGCUGUCAUCUGCUGCUUCUGAACUUAAGUUUUGGCAAAGGGAGGCAGCAAACUUGAGGCAACAGCUGCAAUAUUUACAAGAAAGUCACAGGAAACUUAUGGGGCAAGAACUUUCAGGUUUAAGCAUCAAAGACAUGCAGAACUUGGAAACUCAAUUGGAAACAAGCUUGAAAAGUGUGAGAAUGAAAAAGGACCAACUCCUAUCUGAAGAGAUCAGAGAACUUAACCAAAGGGGAGCUAUAAUUCAUCAAGACAAUAUUGAGCUUUAUAAGCAAUUAAAUCUCGUGAAACAGCAAAAUUCAGAGCUACAAAAGCAGGUGUGCACAACAGAGGAAACGAAUCAGAUACAGCAACACCCACACAUGUCAUAUAAUGUCAAUAAUGAUUCUCACAUGAACACGGCAAUCAAUCUCCAGCUAAGCAACCAGAGCAGCACAACGAUGAAACAUCAACAAAAAAAAAUGAAAUUAUGCUUGCAACUACAUUAACAAAGCUGGUACUGUGUCCAGUGCCACACCAAAUGCUUAGCCAAGCAUUAAAACAAACCAUUCUACUUGAAUGGGAAGAUGCAUGUGCUCAUAGAGAAAGAAGCAUUCAGCAACAACUGCAGAUUUGGUAUGAUUUGGUACAUAGCGGUAAUUUAGUAUAGCAGACCAAUGACCAACAAUAGCUUUCCAUAAUAAAAAAACGAUAGAUGUGCUUGUUAAAUAUAUAUUUAUUUUUUUUGUAAGGUAUGUAAUUGUUCUUAUGAUGGUGUGUUUCACGAAUUCAAAUGCUAGUAGCUGUAGACCCUUUUCUUGUGAAAUAAAGAUCAUGAAUCAUUGGCCUGAUCAAUUGAAAAAUUACACUUCAGCCUGUAAAAUACAAUUUGAUAGAAGAUUUGCAAUUUGUAAAGCCAUAACUCCCUGUUGCUGGAUUACAAGUAGAGACCUUAGUGUCAAAAGGAUUCCAUGACGUCGAAGAAGGAAAGAUGCAAGCUACAAUAAAAAACUACUUCUAACUGCAGCAAAGGCAGUGUACUUUUUUGCAAAAAAUCUAAAUUAGAUAACGUAAAACAAAAAAUGUAUAUACUUUUGCAAUGAGAUCAUUGGCAAAUGAUAUAAAAUGACUUGGCAUGGUUCUCUAUUGUUUAAUAAAGAAGUUUCAUACUAGGAAAGUGCAACAAGAAUCAUAGCAGCUGGAGUUGUUAAAAAGGAAACUAAUGAGCCAAAGAGCAGAGAAGAUUAAACUGUAUCAAUGAUACUGCACCUACAGAUAACAUGUAAUGGUUGUCAUGAAAAAAGCUACAGAAAUAAAGGAAAAAUAUGGGAAAUAAACUGCCAUUCCAGCAGCAGCUAAGUUUAUUUAAAACCCAACCAAGCUUCUUUUCAUUUAAGAAAGAGCACUAAGCCAUCAUUCACUUGUAUCAAUUAAGACUCCUAGAUGUUGUUCCUCAGUUCAAUUUUUUUUGUUAUUAAAUGUAAUGCAUUGGACUCAUGGAUUAGAAACUAUGGACCAUAUGAGAGCCAGUAAAACUGUAAAAGCACUAAGGGAAGACAUAAAUUUUACUUGAUUCCAGUAUUGUCAGGUAACCUUGGCUUGCUAAUUAUUUUAUAAUGGACCAAUUCAGGAAGGUUUGACAAGCAGGAGAAAAUACUGCUAUGGAAUUGUGUUGUGAGUAAUAAUUUAAUGUGUAUGAGCUGCACUAUCCUGGGAUCACUUAAGGGUGAGCCUAAAAAUUCCUUGCACCAAGAAGAGCCAUUUUGCUUUACCUAUGGCUUAACCACAUGGUUGUCUCUGGAACAUCACACUGAAUCUGCUGAAAAUCCCAUAGUUCCAUAACAGGAAAGAUGUCAAACAUCUAAUUCAGGAUAUGUCAAUGCCUACAAAGCACAUUCUUGGGAAAUAUGAUGUAUGCAAACAAAGAUCAUAUUGCUAGUGGAAACGUGAGAUAUUGGAAAUAUGAUGUAUGCAACAGUACUUCCAAGGUAUAAAGCUACCUAAUAGCCAAAACAGGCAGAUGGCCAUGCUCCCUCGAUGGUUUUAAGAUAUUGUUGUCGUCAUUGACAUAAUGAACAAAUGCAACACAGACAUAUAUACAAUAGCUCUAAGAACAAAAUUGUUUGUAUACUACAGCUCCUUACAGAAAGUAUAAUUUGAUAUAUGAGCACUUUGAAUAACCCAACUUUCUUUAUCACCCCACACCAAUACAUCUCAUUAUGCUAACCCAAAUUUUCCUCUUAGGAAGAAAGUAAACUAAGGCCAAAUCGGGUUUUAAAGAUGAAUCACCGGUCCAUCAUAUCAAAUACUAUGCUAAAACAAAACCCCUAAACUUAUAUUUACCCUAAAACUGAUGACCUUGAAUACUUGCAAGCUUCCGAAAAAGGAAUUUCCAAAUAUUUUGUAGCUUUAUCAUCGUACCCUUGGUAAAACCAUAUUUGACCUGGAUGACAUUCUUCCACAACAACCUCUUUCAUUUACAAAUGUUUAAAGCUGCUACACCUAUCACUAUGCUUGGGUAAAAAGGUUACAUAAGAGAAAAAUGUGGGUGACAAAAUGAGUUACUUAUUUUAUUUUUAUUUGGAUACAACAUAGAAUAAGAGAGGGGAAUGGAAUUGGAGAGAUUCAUUUCCUUUUCCCUUUAAGAAGCACAAUCCCUUCACUAUUGGAAAAAGUUUGAAGGAAAAUGAUAGCCCACUUCACCAAACCCCCCCCCCC
Molecule: messenger RNA, 3402 nt
Organism: Chenopodium quinoa (quinoa)
Lineage: Eukaryota; Viridiplantae; Streptophyta; Magnoliopsida; Caryophyllales; Amaranthaceae
Product: MADS-box transcription factor ANR1-like
Exons: 9
Coding region: 471-1193 (240 amino acids)
Biological process (GO): positive regulation of transcription by RNA polymerase II
Cellular component (GO): nucleus
Molecular function (GO): DNA-binding transcription factor activity, RNA polymerase II-specific; RNA polymerase II cis-regulatory region sequence-specific DNA binding; protein dimerization activity
Source: RefSeq, a predicted model, not a curated record